This is a messenger RNA of Amborella trichopoda, 2445 nucleotides long. The record is from RefSeq and is a predicted model, not a curated record. NCBI's taxonomy places the organism in Eukaryota, Viridiplantae, Streptophyta, Magnoliopsida, Amborellales, Amborellaceae.
CUAAAAUCUUAUUGUUGUUCAGAGAACAAUCUAAGAAAAAAGAGAAAUCAGACUUGCCAUAACCAGCUUCGCGAUAGAUUACUUGGCUGUGGACUCCAUUCAGGAAUUCAAGGCUGCAUUAAAGAGAUUGUUUACCAGUGAAGAGUGGUCAAAUGACCGCGUCUCGAAGUCCAAUAAUGGGCUAAAAGUGGAGGGCAUAGAGCUAGGAAGUUUUGGUUUCGAUGUUCGAGUAUCGUAGAGGCCACUGCCUUUUUUGUCACGGUGUUGAGAAUGGUGGAUGCUGACAAGAAAGCUACCAUAGGCAUCCUUUAUGAAGGUAUCGAGAGGGCCAAAUUAGCUAUUGUAUAGAAGUGAAGUUUUGCUAGUAAGUGAUCAAGAUUAUAGAAAGGUGGAACACCAAAUUUGACUGUCCAAUUCAUUAUGCAGGUUACUACUUCAACCUAAAGUUUUUCUGUUUGACACCUGAACAUCCCCAUAAGAUUAUGGAAGGAGUCAUAUACAUUAUUACCAAGCUGGAGAGAAGCCAUCGAAAUCAGGUAGUGGCAAGAGGGAUGCUGUAGGAUCUUUCAGAACUAGACUUGUCAGGAAUUUUCGAACUAAGAUGGAUUCAGAGGGGAAUUGGAGGUAAGAAGAAGAAACCAAGAUAGAAAAAUGGCGCUCUUGCAACUAUCAGCUCACUUUUCCUCAUCUUCAUGUGCCUUCUUUGGCGAUGAUGACGUUCUUUCCAGUACAUCAAAGACCUUACCUCUUUUGAGAAGAAAUGUAAAAUGUAGAUGCAUUGCGGAGCCUGUUGAGAUGAUGCAGACUGUUUACAAGACAAAGGUAUCUCGAAAUGAAAACAUGGCAAAAUUGCAAGCUGGUUAUUUGUUUCCAGAGAUUGCUAGAAGAAGAGAAGUGCAUAUGUUGAAAUAUCCGGAAGCGAAGGUGAUAAGCCUUGGAAUUGGUGACACAACUGAGCCUAUUCCAGAAGUUAUUACUUCUGCUAUGGCAGAGAGGUCGUAUGCACUGUCAACUGUUGCUGGUUAUAGUGGCUAUGGAGCUGAGCAGGGUGAAAAGAAUUUGAGAGCUGCAAUAGCAGAGACGUAUUAUGGCAACCUUGGUAUUCAGGAAACUGAUAUAUUUGUCUCAGAUGGUGCAAAAUGUGACAUUUCACGCCUUCAGAUCCUUUUUGGGUCUAAUGUGAUGAUGGCUGUGCAAGAUCCAUCAUACCCGGCAUAUGUGGACUCCAGUGUCAUUAUGGGCCAAACUGGCCCAUUUCAAAAGGAUGUUGAGAAGUAUGGGAAGAUUGAAUACAUGAAAUGCACCCCUGAAAAUGGUUUCUUCCCUGAUUUAUCAACCGUAUCAAAAACUGAUAUCAUUUUCUUCUGCUCUCCAAACAAUCCAACUGGUUCUGCUGCUACUAGGGAACAGUUGGUUCGGUUAGUGCAGUUCGCAAGGGAUAAUGGAUCUAUCAUAGUGUAUGAUUCAGCUUAUGCAAUGUAUAUUUCAGAUGACUGCCCUCGCUCAAUCUUUGAAAUUCCUGGAGCAAAAGAGGUUGCGAUUGAGAUAUCAUCAUUUUCAAAAUAUGCGGGGUUUACAGGUGUUCGUCUUGGUUGGACAGUUAUUCCAAAACAGCUCGUGUUUUCAGAUGGCUUCCCUGUUGCCAAAGACUUCAAUAGAAUUGUAUGCACCACCUUCAAUGGUGCAUCCAAUAUUGCGCAGGCUGGGGGACUAGAAUGCCUUUCCCCUCAGGGUUUAAAGGCAAUGCAUGAAGUAGUUGGUUUCUACAAAGAGAACACAGACAUAGUAGUGGAUACUUUCAAAUCGCUCGGUUUUAAGGUUUAUGGAGGGAGGAAUGCACCCUAUGCUUGGGUACAUUUUCCUGGUCGAAGCUCAUGGGAUGUUUUUGAAGAGAUUCUUGAGAAAGCUCACUUGGUUACAACACCAGGUAGUGGGUUUGGACCAGCUGGUGAAGGUUUUAUCAGAGUGAGUGCCUUUGGUCACAGGGAGAAUGUUCUAGAAGCUUCUAAACGGUUAAAAGAGCUUUACAUGUGAAGUGAGAUCUUCUCCUUUUGGUAAGUCAUGAUUCUCUCCAUUGAAUCGAUUGACUAGUAGUGGACUAAUAGGAUGCAAUUCAAGCUCCCUUUCAAUUGCUUCUUGGAACUUCGCCUUGUGCAAUGAGACAUCUAAUUUAUCACAGGAACAGAAAGUUUUGUAUGCCUUAAUCUUGUUCCCAUGUGUAUGAAGACGGUGCUUUAUGUAAAGCAUUGCCAGGAAAGCCAAAAUCUCUCUCUCUCUGCGUGUGUGUGCCCGAGUGCAUGAACUGUGUUAGAGUGUACUCCUGUGUUUUAGCAAAGAGCAAUUUGAAGCUCAAUGGUGGGAAGAACUAUGCCAUAACAUGGGAUGAUCUCUCUCUCUCUCUCAGAGUGAGCAAUUUGAAGAUCGAUGGUGGGAACUAACAUGGGA